Molecule: messenger RNA, 342 nt
Organism: Penicillium concentricum
Lineage: Eukaryota; Fungi; Ascomycota; Eurotiomycetes; Eurotiales; Aspergillaceae
Exons: 1
Coding region: 1-342 (113 amino acids)
Source: RefSeq, a predicted model, not a curated record
AUGAAGGUUUCUUCCAUCAUCCUGACAAUUUUUACACUGGCCACAACUGGCCUGGCAACGAAGACGUGUACUCCUAGCUUUGAUUAUUGCUCGGACGUCCUUAUCAAAGACAAAGGUAAUAUGUUUUCCGUCAAGAAUUCGUGCACCAUGCUAAUUGAAGAAACAAUAGGGUUCACCGAGGCCGAUCUGAAGGAUGUUUUGAAAGGGUCAGAUCUAGAGAAGGAGGAUGUUAAGAAUGUUCUCUUCCAUUGCAAGAACCCCGGCGACGUUGGACACCCGAAGCUUUGCACGAGUGGAUGCAAAGACCCAGCGACAGAGGGUAGCCACUCCUGCUCAGCGUAA